Molecule: messenger RNA, 2259 nt
Organism: Amphibalanus amphitrite
Lineage: Eukaryota; Metazoa; Arthropoda; Thecostraca; Balanomorpha; Balanidae
Product: CAAX prenyl protease 1 homolog
Exons: 8
Coding region: 233-1690 (485 amino acids)
Biological process (GO): CAAX-box protein processing
Cellular component (GO): endoplasmic reticulum membrane
Molecular function (GO): metalloendopeptidase activity
Source: RefSeq, a predicted model, not a curated record
GCAACUGGCUGAGCCAUUGGCGAAAAUGUCCCUUAUUUCCGGAAUAUCCUCAGGGACUCCUGAGGUUUGAACACAUACCUGCUUUAUUUUGUCUCUGCUUUCUUCAUGAGAAAUUGAGAACCACAGUAUAACUCACUUCAACAAUCAACAACAACUGAAACUGAAGGAGAAGCGUGAAAGAAAUUGUAGAAACUCUAAUUCCUGGCAGUUAUCCCCGCUGCAGGCUGCCAUCAUGACAGCCCAGUGGGACUGGCUGUGGGACUGCGCUGCCCUGCAGUACCUGAGGUCGGUCUCCGACACGUCCAUCCUGUAUGCUGUCAUCGCCUUUUCCGUGGUCAUCUUUGUCUGGGAGGAGUACCUGGCCGUCAGGCAGCGGAACGUGCUGAAGACGGUGCAGAACGUGCCGGAUGAUCUGGACGGCGCCAUCACCCAGGAGACGUUCGAGAAGGCCCGGCUCUACCAGCUGGACAAGAGCAUGUUCGAGUCGUGCCGAAACCUGUUCGAGAUCCUCUUCAACACGGCCUGUCUGCUGAUGUUUGUGAUGCCGCUGAUGUGGAGCCUGUCGGGUCACACCCUGCGCUGGGCCGGCCUCAGUGGCGAAAUCACACAGAGCAUGGUGUUCAUGUUCUACACGAGUGUCGUCUCCACGGUAAUCGGCCUGCCCUGGUCACUCUACUCCACGUUUGCGGUGGAGCAGCGGCACGGAUUCAACAAACAGACGCUGGGCUUUUUCAUCAAGGACAAGCUGAAGGCGUUCGUGGUGAAUCAGGUGAUCAGUCUGCCGAUCGUGGCCAUGAUCGUGUACAUCGUGCAGGCCGGCGGCGACUACUUCUUCCUCUACCUGUGGGCCUUCUGCUUCGUGGUGCUGCUCUUCCUGAUGACCAUCUACCCCGAGUUCAUCGCCCCGCUGUUCGACAAGUACACGCCGCUGCCGGAGGGAGAGCUCAGGGACAUGAUCGAGGCUCUGGCCGCCAAGCUGCACUUUCCGCUGAAGAAGCUGUACGUCGUGGAAGGCUCCAAGCGUUCGGCGCACAGCAACGCCUACUUCUACGGCUUCUUCAACAACAAGCGGAUCGUGUUGUUCGACACGCUGCUGCAGGACUGGGAGAGCAAGACUGCUGACUCUGAGCGGGAGAAGGAGGACGGCGCCGCGGCCGGGAAGGAGGCCGACUCCGGAGAUAGUGCCGGCUCGGAGAACAAGGACUCGACCGAGAAGGAGGCAGCAGUGAAGAAGGGCUGCAGUAACCUGGAGGUGGUGGCUGUACUCAGUCACGAGCUGGGACACUGGAGCAUGAAUCACGUCUUCAAAAACAUCGUCCUCAUUCAGCUGAACCUGCUGUUGACGUUCGCCGUGUUCGCUGGCCUGUACCGGUAUGCGCCGCUGUAUCGGGCCUUCGGCUUCACGACCGAUCAGCCGGUGCUCUGCGGCCUGGUCAUCAUCCUGCAGUACGUGUUCGCGCCCUACAGCACCCUCUUCACCGUGCUGGCCACCGGCAUGUCUCGGCGCUUCGAGUUCCAGGCUGACCAGUUCGGAAAGGCGCUAGGGUACGCUGCUCUGCUGAAGGCUGCGCUGAUCAAACUGACCUCGGACAACCUGAGUUUCCCGGUGUACGACCGACUGUACUCGGCGUGGCACCACUCGCACCCGCCGCUGCUGCAGCGACUCGCGGCGCUACAGAAGGUCGACUGAGGUCACGGUUAGGGGGUGAACUGUAGGGGAUGGACAGAGGGCAGCAGUGCGGGGGGGGGGCGUCUGAGCUGCUAAGACAGGGGUAGGCUCGGUUCGUCUGCCUGCUCCAGGGAAGACUGCUCACAGGGGUGGGGUAGCGGAAUUACAUAGGUGAGGUCAGUUGCCAUGGUGCUGAUCGUUGUCCGGUGCGACGAUCAGCUCCCGUUGGGGAAGGGGAGGGGUGUGUUGAGGGAGGGGGCCGUGAGUCUGUGUCGUGAGAUUCCGUGAGUCUGUGUCGCGAGGGAGGUGUGCCGUGAGUCUGUGACGCACGGUCCUUUAGCCGGGAUCGACUGGUGAGGGGCCAGCACUGGGAGGGAUGGGUGGGGAGGAGGUGCGGGUUGUUGUGAUAUUUGUGGUUGAUGUUCGGCCGUUCAGACCGAUUGGGACAGGUGUUCUAUCUGUUCUGUGGAGCGUGCUCCAUCUACAGACGUUCGGUCAUUUCUGUGGAGCCGGUUCCAUAUGAAUGUGUUCUGUCAAUGUUGUGAAGGCAGGUCCAUAUAUGCCGCACAAUACACGUUCUUUCACAUUUA